Messenger RNA from Macrosteles quadrilineatus (aster leafhopper), 719 nucleotides. RefSeq lists its product as uncharacterized. Bases 88 to 651 code for a protein of 187 amino acids. NCBI's taxonomy places the organism in Eukaryota, Metazoa, Arthropoda, Insecta, Hemiptera, Cicadellidae. The transcript has 6 exons. The record is from RefSeq and is a predicted model, not a curated record.
GUGUAGACAACUUGUUUUGUGUAUGGUGCCUUAUAUUGAGGCUAACGCCGUUUUCUAUCACAAUUUCUGCGAAACACGACAUACAGCAUGACCCGACUACUCUGCAUUCUCCCAUUCGCCGCCUACCUCUCGUACGUGGCUGGGGCCAGUGGAGCGUGCGAGUCAGAUGUCGUCAACAAUAUCCAGACUUCACGUAAGGGAAUUGACGACUCGCCUUUUCUGAAUAUUUUAGGAGACUAUGAUGUUGUGUAUGUCAGCGGAAGUUCGUCAGCUCCUGCGGGAUUUACAAACGAUACUUGUCAAUUUUCUACUUUCUACAAAGAUUCCGAUGGGAAUCAAAGAUCCUCUCACAACGGAGUUCUAAAAGGAUCGUACAUUCUAGGCUAUAAGGAUGGCAAAGAGUUGGUCAUAGACCCAAACACUGGUGAUGUUCUGAGGUACACAUACGUCGUCUACCAUUCACCUGACUACUCAGUGUGUGCGUGCUAUUCAUGCAGUGUCAGUGGUGCAAACGUAUCGGCAGGUUCGGUGUUAGUUAACAAGGGUGUUCUAAAAGCUUCUUGCACAUCUAAGCUAGUGAAUGCAGCAAAACAGGCUCUGGCAAAGGUUGGACUCAAGUAUGGAACAUCUCUCACAGCCUGUUACAAUUAAGGAGAAGAACCCAGACAGAACACACCAUAGUGUUCACUCUUUUAUGGCAAUACAUAUUCAAAAUUAAA